Molecule: messenger RNA, 4198 nt
Organism: Pseudopipra pipra
Lineage: Eukaryota; Metazoa; Chordata; Aves; Passeriformes; Pipridae
Gene: DEGS2
Product: delta 4-desaturase, sphingolipid 2
Exons: 3
Coding region: 1080-2048 (322 amino acids)
Biological process (GO): ceramide biosynthetic process; sphinganine metabolic process
Cellular component (GO): membrane
Molecular function (GO): sphingolipid delta-4 desaturase activity
Source: RefSeq, a predicted model, not a curated record
UUAAGGGUAGGAGGCUGCGAAGGGUGUUAGAGACAUUCAUAUUGAAACAGAAUGAAACAACAUUGCAGCUGAUCCACAUGUGAUGUUGUCGAUGGAAGGACUAAUGACAGGGAUAGUGAGUGAAGAUGGACAGCAGGUCAGGUAUGGACUUGCAAAAGAACAUAGUGGGAACAAGGGCAGCACUUUAAUUUUGGGUUGUGUGUGUGUAGAAAAACAUCACUAUAUAAUAUGUGUAACUCUGCCUGUGAAUCAGAAUGGCUAGAGAGGUAAGUAAGGUUAUGUCAGUUUUAAGGUUAGCUAGUCCUUUGCCUGGCUUUGUUACCAAGGGAGCAGUGUGAUUUCCUGCUACUCCAGGAGGGACGGUACAUGGGAAAUGGGCCGCAGAGCUGCAGGGGUGAAGUGUGACACAGCCAAGGGCUGGAUUCUACCGGGACAGCUCAUGAAGAUUUGUCAGAGCGGCAAGAAAAUGUGUGUCAGGCGUUGGUCGCAUUUGUGCCGUCCCAGGUCUUCCACCCCUGGGAGGAGCUCACAGAGCUGGGCUUUGCCCUAAGCCACGUUCUGCUUAGGGCCAUAUCUCUGGAUUUAUGGAGUUUGGACUACCUUUGCUUUCCAAAAGCCACGUCUGGAAGCGCCCGAGGACCUGCAGCGCUGCAGUUCCCCUUUUGCUCUGAAGCCGUCCCAGGCGGGGAUGGAUGCAGUGGCUGUGCUGAGCUCCGGUGGUGGCAGCAGCACGAUGGCGAACCUGCUGCCCUGCGAACACGCCCACCCCCCCCCCACACCUCUCCCGCCUGCCUUCGAGGUCCCUGCAGCAGAGCGAACCUCGGCCGCCCGUCCGCUGCACCCAGAGCCAGCCCCGAAGCAUCCGCUCUCUCCCGGGUUCCCUUGCACACCACGGCGGGGCCGUGCAGCUCCCGCGGCUCCUGCACACCCGAGCGAAGCCGCAGCCCCAGUGCCUACCUGCGGGGCGGCGGCGGGCAGGGGAGCCGCCCCUCCUGGGCGCGGAGCUAUAAGAGCAGCGCAGAGCUAUAAGAGCAGCGCAGAGCUAUAAGGGCGGCGCAGCGCGGGGCGCAGCGGGAGCCAUGGGGAACCGCGUCACCCGUGAGGACUUCGAGUGGGUCUACACGGAGCAGCCCCAUACGCAGCGCAGGAAGGAGAUCCUGGCAAAGUAUCCGGAGAUCAAGACUCUGAUGGGACCUGAUCCACAUUUAAAGUGGAUUGUAUCUGGAAUGGUUUUCGUGCAGCUUCUGGCAUGCUACCUGGUGAAGGAUUUAUCUUGGAAAUGGAUUUUCUUCUGGGCUUAUGGUUUUGGGGGUUGCAUCAACCAUUCGCUGACCUUAGCCAUCCAUGAUAUUUCACACAACGUCGCCUUUGGGAACAAGCAGGCCAAGUGGAACCGGUGGUUCGCAGUCUUUGCCAACUUGCCGAUUGGCAUCCCUUACUCUGCCUCCUUCAAGAAAUACCACAUUGACCAUCACCGGUACCUGGGAGGGGACAGCUUGGAUGUGGACAUUCCCACAGACUUUGAAGGCUGGUUUUUCUGUACACCCCUUCGGAAACUGCUUUGGCUUGUCCUCCAACCUCUGUUCUACAGUCUGAGGCCACUGUAUGUGAACCCCAAAGCGAUUACACAGAUGGAAAUUUUCAAUGCUCUUGUACAGUUUUCUGUAGACCUAAUCAUUUACAACCUUUGGGGACUCAAACCUGUUAUUUAUUUAAUAGCAGGUACAUUUCUCUGCUUGGGUUUACAUCCCAUUUCUGGGCACUUCAUAGCAGAACACUACAUGUUCUUAAAAGGGUAUGAGACAUACUCUUAUUAUGGACCUCUGAACUGGCUCACCUUUAAUGUAGGAUACCACAUGGAGCAUCAUGACUUCCCCAGCAUUCCUGGAUGCAGAUUGCCCAUGGUGAAGAAGAUUGCAGCAGAAUAUUAUGAUAACCUCCCACAUCACCGGUCCUGGAUUCAAGUUCUGUGGGACUUUGUUUUUGAUGACUCUAUUGGUCCUUACUCAAGGGUUAAGAGACUGUACAAGCUGGCAAAGGAAAGCUAAUGGGCUGGUCCGCCUGUGGCAGUGGGGUGUGUUUUUCCACACUUGACUUCAGUUUUCACAUGACUUCAGUUUUCUGCGGAAAUAGGAGGAUCUCUGUGUGUGCUGAAUUAAUGUUGGUGCAUGCUGCUUAGACCAAGAGGAUGAGUGUGAUAAUUAAGCAAUUGAAUGCACUAUUUUAGACUACUGAUACUUUUUAAUAAAGGAUGUUUGUAUGUGUAACCCUCAGAAACUAGGUUAGAGUGAAUUAUGAUUAGGUGAACCUCUGGUCUAGGCUUUGAAAUAACUUCCUGGGGCACACAUGGCCAAACCUGAGUUUUGGCCUGGUCUGCAGUGGAGAAUGUUUGCUGUGUGUUACAUGUGACCAUGUGUGUGUAUAGGUGAGGACUAGUUUCUCUUGAUGCCAGAUUAGAAGUGGAUGCUCUGCGUGCACAGGACUGUGGAAGCAGGGAGGACUGGCAUGCAGUAGUAAAUGACACUCUCUGGAGAACACAAGGGUGCCUUUUGCUCAAUGUCUUGUCUAAUCUAAUAAUCUUCUGAUAAUUGCUAGUAACAGAGAUUUUGUAUAUGCAAUGAAAUAUGUUUAUAUUUUUGUAUAGUUGUAUCAUUAUUUUAGUAGCUGCUGUUUGAUCUUUAUUCCAGGGAUUUGUCUAAACCUUUUCUGAAUGCAUUUCCAUGAGGAUCUAAUACUCAUUGUAGCGAACUGACAGAUCAGAACUGUGGCAGGGAGAAAUCCUUCCUUUAGUCUUCCACCCGCUGCCCUGAGCAGCAGCAUGGAUAUGCCUCUGGAGGAACUGCCUGGUCCUUUCUCAUUCACCUUUUCAACUGUAUCCAUAACUUCAUGUUUCUCAUGCAUUUCCCCACUGUAAGUCCUUCUGGGAAUGGAGAGUUUCUAGUUUUAAUUGUUCCUUGUCAAGAUUGUUAGCACUCCUGAUCACCUUUCUUGAUCUCCUCUAUAUGAUACCCCUCUCUGUGCAUAGGAUUUAGGAAAGUGUGUCAGUGAAGACGUAGAGAUGUUAUGGUGGUAUUUGUUCCUAACUGCUUUCAUAAUAAUGGUAAUUUUUUUUCUCUGUCAUUCAAGGGGCACUGACUUGGCAUUUGGGAAGCAUAUGAUACUCCAGCUAUAUAAAAUUGCCACUGAUGGUGUUAAGAGGAUGGAAUGCAGAGAUGGGGCUGUUUAUCUCCCUACAUCUCUUACUUGGUGCUAUUGACCUUCAUCUGUCAUUUCUGCCCACUGGAGACACAAAUCUUCCUGCCUGUCCUCUCCAACAAUAAACUUGUGGCUAUCCUCAAUAAUUCCCUGUCAUCAAAAACCUUAAAUCAACAUACAUUUCUCCAAGCAGAACAAUAUCUUGGGAGUCAGGAAUUCAGAUGUUCAGAUGCCAUCUAGUAUAUUCCCAUCACGCUGGAAAGCUGGCAAAGUAUUUCUUUCCUUACUAAGCAGUUAAAAGAGAGAUCUAUAUAGGUGCUCUUGCCUUCUAGCCCUCUAACAGUUUUUUUUUUUUCUUCUGGAAAUCCAUGGCUGUAACAAAGAAAAGGAUUAUUGUGCAGUCUCAUCAGUCUCUCAAAGUAUACAAUUAGACCUGGAAAGCCUGAUUUCCUCAAUAAAUGCAAUUUUUUUCCCUGCUCCAGAAGCACUCUAUCCACUAAGCCAGUGUCCAUUCACUAGCCUGGCACACAGCCAAGCUAGCCUGCUGCAAUUUGGGUUCCUCCUCCUCCAUUUCCCCUUCCUCCAUUUUUCUCACCCAUCUGAUUUUGGCAAAUGGGUAAAUAAAUACCCAGAUAUGCUCAGCAGAGCAAGAUCCUUUGUAAUACAGGGCUGAAUACCAGUUUAUUCACAGAUAUGGCUUUGUGCUUUUGGAUAAGAAGAACUGGGCUUCCUCAGUGAAGAAUAUAGUUAAGUCAUUAUGUCUUAAUUAUUAAAGCUGCUUUUCUCCCAAAGGAAGAGGUGUCUAUGUGGGAACUUCCAUUACCUUAUUUGUAUCAGUGCUUAUGUCAGGGAACCUUAGUUUUUUAUUAAUUUACUUCAGUGCUGCUGGCACUCUGAUCAGGUAUUCAACUUCCCAUGUCCUUAGCAGCUGUUCCUCAACUCUCUUGUCCAACUUAGAAAGUUAAUAUAAAAACCACAAUAAAGAUUAUGCUAUCUUCCUUGA